GACCCUCUUUCUUUCUUCUCCCGUAUAAAUUCCUCUUCUCGUACCUCUUCCUCGUUCAUUCAAGACUAAGUCAAAACUCAAACCCAAAAAGGCAAAAAAAGGGAGACUCUGUAAUUUAGAGAAAGAACUAGAGAGCUGCAAUGGCGACGUCGGGGAAGCAAGCCAUGGUGGUUGGGAUCGACGAAAGCGAGCAUAGCAAUUACGCGCUGGAAUGGACGCUCGAUCACUUCUUUGCUCCUCUCGCUUCCAAUCCACCUUUCAAGCUCUUCGUCGUUCACGCGAAGCCUUCUGCAUCUUCUGCUGUUGGUCUAGCUGGACCGGGAGCUGCUGACGUACUGCCGUAUGUGGAGGCGGAUUUGAGGAAGAUAGCUGCCAGGGUUGUAGAGAAAGCUAAGGAACUCUGCCUUAGUAAAUCGGUGAACGAUGCUGUAGUUGAAGUGGUAGAAGGUGAUGCUAGGAAUGUUCUUUGCGAGGCUGUAGAAAGACACCAUGCCUCGAUGCUUGUUGUUGGCAGCCAUGGUUAUGGAGCUAUAAAGAGGGCUGUUCUUGGCAGUGUGAGUGAUUAUUGUGCUCAUCAUGCUCACUGUUCUGUGCUGAUCGUGAAGAGGCCUAAGAGCAAACAUUAAUCCAUAUAUGAGCCUCUAAAUAAAGUAUCAAACAGGAGUGGUUACAGCUUUUUAUUAGUUACCUAAUAAGUAUGAUGGUGUACACUGUACCGUCAAUUGUGCUAAACAUUUUGUGUUGGUAUAAAUAAGCACAUUUUAUAUAUUGUUAUGCAUCUGAUGUCUUCUUAUUACCAUAUUUUAAUUGUGCCUGUGCAA
This is a messenger RNA of Theobroma umbraticum, 821 nucleotides long. Its product is annotated as Adenine nucleotide alpha hydrolases-like superfamily protein. NCBI's taxonomy places the organism in Eukaryota, Viridiplantae, Streptophyta, Magnoliopsida, Malvales, Malvaceae. The record is from RefSeq and is a predicted model, not a curated record.